Molecule: messenger RNA, 1574 nt
Organism: Chlamydomonas reinhardtii
Lineage: Eukaryota; Viridiplantae; Chlorophyta; Chlorophyceae; Chlamydomonadales; Chlamydomonadaceae
Exons: 8
Coding region: 145-1032 (295 amino acids)
Biological process (GO): triglyceride catabolic process; lipid homeostasis
Cellular component (GO): membrane; cytoplasm; lipid droplet
Molecular function (GO): triacylglycerol lipase activity
Source: RefSeq, a predicted model, not a curated record
GGUACACCCACGUGAAACACAUUGCGCCCAAAGCGCGUUGCAAGAAUGCAAGUAUUGCGGGGCUUCAACGGGCUCGCGCCCAAGCACAGCUCCAAGCCCGGCCAUGCUGGACAAUCCUUAUAUGCUCUCCCAGUGCGUCCCCGGAUGCGCUGUGCUGCGGGCGUGGCGCCAGAGUCGUCUGGUGAAGUGGUCAGUGGCCAACAGGUCACGUACAGCACCGCGCCCUACUUUUCCGCAGCCAGCGCCCAGUCGGUGUCGAUGGAUGACUCAGGCCGCGCUCGCACGGACUAUGGCUUUGGCUUCAGUGCAGGCGGGCUGCUGUUCCCCUACUUUCUGGGCAUCUCGGAGCAGCUACAGUCCAUGAACGUGCUGCUGCCUGAGACGCCAGUGGCGGGCGCCAGCGCCGGUAGCAUCAUUGCGGUGUGCGCCAAGAGCGGCCUCAGCGAGGAGGAGCUGCUGGUGGCGUUCCUGGACCUGGCGAGGGACUGCCGACAAGGCGGCACCCGCACCCGGCUUAAGUCGGUGCUGCGGCGGGUCCUGGAGAAGGCCCUGCCCGACGACAUCCAUGAGCGCUGCAAUGGCCGCGCGCAUCUGGCCGUGACGCGCCUAUGGCCCGAGUUCACACCGCAGACGAUUAGCUCAUUCCGCAGCCGCACGGAUGUCAUCGACACGCUGCUCACAUCCAGCCACAUCCCCUACUGGUUCGACGGCAGCCUAUUCACCAUGUACCGCAGUGGCGUCUACUUUGACGGCGGCAUCACGAACUUCAUUCCCUCCACUCCCACGGACGUCUGCUACCGCAUCAGCUGCUUCCCCUCCCAGCAGCUCAAGGCAUUCAAGGGUAUCUCCCUCAGCCCGGAUACAUUCGAGCAGUGGCCCUAUGACAUGGGCACCAUGCUGGGCUGGGCCUUCGAGCCGGCGCCCGAGGACAUGCUGCUGAAGCUGGUGGAGAAGGGCAAGCGGGACGCGCGCUCCUGGGCUCUGGUCAAUGUGCCCGUGGAGCAGCUGCAGCUGGCGGGCGGCGGCCGGUAGCAGCUGGGCGCACGGGUGGCGUGUGUAAAUACCGGGCCAAACUCAACCAAACCAAGCCAACCUAGCGGAGCACAGGCAGAGGCAACAGUUUUGGAGGGAGGGCUUGGGCGGUGGGCACCGGGUGGGCACGUGAGCGAAAAGCGGAAGAAAGGCGGGCGCGAGCGAGGGUGUAAGUGCGGCACGUGGCGUAAUGGGUGGGCAUGAUGCAUGUGUUGCCCUGGGGAUGAGAUGGUGAUUCCGGCAGGCUUUGCCUUGUGUAUGAUUAGUGUUGAGCGCAGGAUGGAGUGAUCAGAGAGUGUGAUUGUCGUAACGAGAGACUGUGAAGAUGAGAAGUGAGUGAGAUUUGAGAGAGUUGGGCGCGUUAUGUUGGGAGUCGGGAAUGUGUUGCCAGAUUUGUGUGAUGACCGCUGGCGCUGGCGCUAUGAAAGCCCUUGUUUCCAUGCCUAUGCUGCUAGGCGCCAGCAGAGCACGCAGUUGGAGGAUGUUAGGGACAGGCUAUGCUGAGGUGAUGGCGGCACGGCGCUGUGUAACCCCGCAGUAUC